CUCCAAGUUAAUUACAUCUCUUCCUCUCUCUCUCCUUUCACAUUUUUCUUCAUUAUACACAAAAGGAGAGAGAGCUUUGAUAUAUUCAACAAUGGCGAUCUUUAGCAGAAGCUUCUUCGCUCUCUCAGCAACUCUAAUCAUUCUAGCAUUAUGUAUAAAUGCAUCAACAAUGGCUCAAGAAACAGAGGAGCUAAAGUCUCAUAGCUCCAGUAAUUCAUCAACGGCUAAUAAGUUACCUAACGACGACGGUGCAUGGAAUGAACACGCCGUUAAAAACCCAGAAGAAGUAGCUGCAAUGGUCGAUAUGACGAUUAAGAACAGUACGGAGCGGAGGAGGUUAGGAUUGUUCUCAUGCGCCACCGGAAACCCAAUCGACGACUGUUGGAGAUGUGAUCGGAAUUGGCAUCUCCGACGAAAGCGUCUCUCUAAUUGCGCGAUCGGAUUCGGUCGUAACGCAGUCGGAGGACGAGAUGGUCGUUACUACGUCGUCACAGAUCCAUCAGACCACGACGCGGUUAAUCCACGACCAGGAACGCUCCGUCACGCCGUGAUUCAAGAUCGUCCGUUAUGGAUCGUCUUCAAACGCGACAUGGUGAUUACUCUGAGUCAAGAGCUAAUCAUGAAUAGCUUCAAAACAAUCGAUGGAAGAGGCGUGAACGUUGCAAUCGCAGGCGGUGCUUGUAUCACGAUCCAGUUUGUGACGAAUAUUAUCAUCCAUGGGAUUAAUAUACAUGAUUGUAGAAGGACUGGUAAUGCUAUGGUUCGAAGCUCGCCGUCGCAUUAUGGGUGGAGGACUAUGGCGGAUGGUGAUGCUAUAUCGAUUUUUGGAUCGAGUCAUAUUUGGAUUGAUCAUAAUUCUUUGUCUAAUUGUGCUGAUGGAUUGAUUGAUGCGAUUAUGGGAUCUACUGCUAUUACUAUCUCCAAUAACUAUAUGACUCACCACAACGAGGUUAUGUUGAUGGGGCAUAGUGAUUCAUACACUAGAGACAAGUUGAUGCAAGUUACAAUAGCAUAUAACCAUUUUGGGGAAGGGCUUAUACAGAGAAUGCCGAGGUGUAGACAUGGUUAUUUCCAUGUUGUAAACAAUGAUUAUACUCAUUGGGUAAUGUAUGCAAUUGGUGGAAGUGCUAACCCUACCAUCAAUAGCCAAGGCAAUCGGUUCCUUGCCCCGGGAAACCCUUUUGCCAAAGAGGUGACAAAGAGGGUAGGUUCAUGGCAAGGGGAAUGGAAGCAAUGGAACUGGAGAUCGCAGGGAGACCUAAUGCUCAACGGUGCCUACUUCACUAAAUCUGGAGCUGCUGCUCCUGCAAGCUAUGCCAGAGCCUCUAGUUUGGGAGCUAAACCAGCUUCCGUUGUAAGUAUGCUCACCUACAGCUCUGGUGCCCUUAGAUGCAGGAUCGGUAUGCGGUGUUAGUUAAUUGUAUAAUCCUCAAACCCAAGACCGAAGAGGAUACUGACUAGCUGAGGGAGACAAAAGAAGAAAAAUAACUUGUUUUCUUCGUUCCCGUCAUUUACACUUUCAU
Arabidopsis arenosa is the source of this 1523-nucleotide messenger RNA. The record is from the annotation of a GenBank genome assembly. Lineage: Eukaryota; Viridiplantae; Streptophyta; Magnoliopsida; Brassicales; Brassicaceae.